Messenger RNA from Sardina pilchardus (European sardine), 3943 nucleotides. RefSeq names its product calcitonin receptor-like b (gene calcrlb). Gene Ontology annotation, biological process: angiogenesis; cell surface receptor signaling pathway; adenylate cyclase-activating G protein-coupled receptor signaling pathway. NCBI's taxonomy places the organism in Eukaryota, Metazoa, Chordata, Actinopteri, Clupeiformes, Clupeidae. The record is from RefSeq and is a predicted model, not a curated record. The transcript is spliced from 13 exons. Gene Ontology annotation, molecular function: calcitonin gene-related peptide receptor activity; adrenomedullin receptor activity; calcitonin receptor activity. Bases 180 to 1580 code for a protein of 466 amino acids. Gene Ontology annotation, cellular component: plasma membrane.
GGGAGAGACCCAACGUCGAUAUUAGUGAUGUAACAGGAAGCCACUGUGGUGGAUCUCUUUCAAGCUACAUCGGCUCCAGACCAGCACGCUGCUACAGUUUUGGAUAGUUCACUUCUACACGUCGCCUCUGCAUCAAGGUCUUACUGUGAAUAAGGCAAGUGCUUACAUAACAGCCUAAGAUGGAUUGCUGUUGGAUGAUCCUGCUUCCUUUACUGGCCUUGGCCCCUAAGGUGUUUGUUGUGGCCCACCAAGAGGAGAAUAAGACUGGCAUUGGCAAUAUCAGAAAUAAGAUUGUCACUGCCCAGUUUGAGUGCUAUCAGAAGAUCACUAAGGACACGCUUCACAGGCGAGUGUUGGGAGACUCUAUGUGUAAUAGCACUUGGGAUGGAUGGCUCUGCUGGGAUGACGUGGAUGCUGGAGUAACCUCAGAGCAACACUGCCCCGACUACUACGAUAACUUUGACCCCCUAGAGGUGGCAACUAAAAUCUGUACAGAGGAAGGGGAGUGGUUCCAGCACCCUUUUAGUAACAGAACGUGGACAAACUAUACUCGUUGUCAUCUCCACACCCACGACACAAGGAAGACAACACUAAAUCAGUACUACUUGGUCCUCAUUGGCAAUGGUCUGUCACUGAUAUCCUUGUUUAUAUCACUGGGAAUAUUUUUUCAUUUCAAGAGCUUAAGUUGCCAAAGAAUAACACUCCAUAAAAACCUCUUCCUGUCCUUCAUACUAAACUCAGUGAGCACCAUCAUUCUGUUCACAGCAGUGGCCAAUAAUGAGGAUUUAGUCCACCAGAACCCCGUGAGCUGCAAGGUGUCCCAGUUUCUGCAUCUCUACCUGUUGGGCUGCAACUAUUUCUGGAUGCUGUGUGAAGGCAUCUACCUGCACACGCUGAUCGUGGUGGCGGUGUUUGCCGAAAAACAGCACCUCAUGUGGUACUACCUGCUGGGAUGGGGGUUUCCUCUCAUACCGACACUCAUUCAUGCCAUAGCACGGAGCUACUACUACAAUGACAAUUGUUGGCUGAGCUCAAGCACAACUCUGCUUUACAUUAUUCAUGGUCCAAUUGGCGCAGCUCUUUUGGUGAACCUAUUCUUCCUGCUCAACAUCAUCCGGGUUCUGAUCACCAAGCUCAAGGUGACCCACCAGGCUGAGUCCAGUCUGUACAUGAAGGCAGUGCGGGCCACUCUCAUCCUGGUGCCGCUCCUGGGGAUCCAGUACGUGCUGGUUCCCUACAAGCCAGUGGGCCGAGCCUCCUCAGAGAUCCACGCGUACGUCAUGAACAUUCUCAUGCACUUUCAGGGGCUUUUGGUGGCCACGAUAUUCUGCUUUUUCAAUGGAGAGGUCCAGAGUGUUCUGCGGAGGAACUGGAACCAGUACCGCAUCCAGUUCCGCAGCACGCUGGCCCACCCGGAGGCGCUGCGCUCGGCCUCCUACACCGUGUCCUCCAUGACCUCCUCCAUGACGGAGGUGCACCGCUGCUACAGCAUCGACGGGCACACGGAGCACCUCAACGGCAGGGGAUACACCGACAUCGACAACACCACCAUCUUCAGGAACGACAACCUCUACGCCUGACAACCCCCCACCUGAGGCUCCUGAGGUCACACCUGGGCACUUCUGGAAGAGUGAAGACUGGAGAGAGGACCUUAGUGAAGACUUUAGUGACGGGCUCUUACCAGCAUACGGUCACUGCCACGGAUGCUGCACUUAUACUGUGACCGAUUUUCACUUUGAUGGAGGAGAAAGACUACAUUUGACUCCAUGUUUUUUAUGAAAGUUCUAAACGUUUGUUUUGUGGCCAACACCAGGGAUCGCACUUACAUUUACGGAAUGUUUUUGUCAUGAGGGCCUCUUAGCGAUGACUGCGGUUUCUUGUCGAAAUCGCGUGCAUUUUCAAGUUACUCGUGCCACAGAAUCUUGGUGUCUUUUUUAUAGAAUGCCAGUUAGUGUUAUUUCAGCACUGGAUGAGUGCUCAGCACCAAGACAUGUGGAGGAUCCACCAAUAGAGAAUAUAUUCUACUGAAAUAAUGCUCCAAAUAGGCUAGCAGAUAUCACAGUACUGAUGAGAGACAUUGCCUUCCGUUCAACGGACCUCCUCAACAUCAAUACGAUCUGAACGUUAAAUUGAAGUUAUUCAUGUCCAAGUACCAGCACUAAAUUGAAGAAAAAGAGAAAAGCUUGUUGAUCCCCACGUAAUGGAACUACGAUGUAACAAAACGAAGAAAUCAACAAUGGACUGUAUUAACCAGAAAUACUGUACAUGAGUGGAUGCUUCAGCAACCUCUUAACGGCCCCAAAGUCUGAUGCAUAUACCUGUACCUUGGAAACUGGAACUGUAAAACUACUGGGACAUAUGUAUCAACGUUGCCACUAUGGGAUCUUGGGAAUAUUCUGGAUUGCCAGGGAAUUGGCUGUACUUGAGAAGGAUUAAGAUGGACUUUUGGACUUUCUUUUGGACUCAUAACAGGUUUUUUUUUUUUAACAAAGUUUCUUUUUUAAAGGCAAAAUGCUACAAAGGGAAGUUGUGAGUCAAGCAUAAUUUGAAGCCUUUGGACACACAUGCUGGCUGGUACAUGCCAAGAACCGGCUAGUCAGCAAGUCCAUUUAAAUCGGAAGAAAACACCAGGAACUUAUACCUGACAAGCCAAUCGUUUUUUUUGUGUUGUGAAAUUCAAACACAGAGGAAUUGAAGAGCCUUUUUUUAACAUAGGAUAUUAAGAGGAACGUCUGGUAGUUUGGCCCCUCCUAGCAGCACUUUUGCAAAGAUGGAGAAGUGACCUUCUGUUGGCCAUGGAAGGUAAAAGUUGAUCAAAACAUCCUAAAGCAUCAGAUGCAAAGCCAGCAGGACUUUUAUAUACUCCCCCUUUCCACUUCCUCAUAGCCCUUUUCCAGCCAAGUAAUGUCAUUUAAUGAAGCUCUCUUAAAUAGAAGCUGCACACCGCAUAGCAUUUCCUAUUUUUAUUCAGUUAAAGAAGUGAAAUGUGGCCUCCAACUUCACGACUCAUAUCAGUUGGACUAGUAGUAUAGUAUGUAUGUUUCUCCUCAGAUAUGUUUUACUUCAUGGUUUCAUUGAAUUGUAUCUUUAUGUCAGGCACAUAAACUUACAUCACCUUGGUUACACAUUGUCAGUUUUUAAACUGUCACAGUUGCCUCAUUUUGAAAUGCUGGAAAAUGGAAGAUGUAUGUAUUUGUUCAUGAAAGAGUGUACAUGACACUACCUAUGACUUUGUGUGUGUGUGUGUGUGUGUGUGUAUGUGUGUGUGCAUGCAUGCAUGUCUGUGUGUGUGUGUGUGUGUGUGUGUGUGUGUGUGUGUGUGUGUGUGUGUGUGUGUGUGUGUGUGUGUGUGUGUGUGUGUGUUUGUGUGUGUGUUUGUGUGUGUGUUUGUGUGUGUGUGUGUGUGUGUGUGUGUGUAUUCAGUGUUGUACAUAUUUAUUUGUUGUAUGCUUUAGUGUAAUCAGUCAUACACAAAAGUGCAGUAUAUUCAUAUGAAUAUCUAAACAUCAAUGGUAUUUAAUUAUGUAUCUAAAUGUUUAUAACAUAGGCAUAAUGUUUGUUUUAAUGUUUUUUUGGUUGUGAAAUGUUGUCUAAUGCUUUUUAUCAGUUUGUAAAUUGGUUAUAUCACGACUCUGUCAUGUGAAAUAUGAUGACGGAUCCAAAAAAAGGAAAGAAAGGACACUGAUGUCAUGACACGCUGGAUUUAUGGCUACCGGCCGCCAUGCCAAAGGGUGUGUGGACCAUUUUUUUUACAUCAAAACCACCAAAAUCCUGCACUGUUCCUUUUGGAUUGGACAUCCAAAGCCACUUCCUCUAGCGCCCGAGGAUGUCCGUGUUCAGUGUCAGCGCUUUCCUUUGUCACUUGUGACAUUUUGUUUGCGGAAAAAAACUAUACUGUAUGUCUGUCUGUAUGUGGAAAUAAGAUACUAUUAAAUUAUUGUCC